UAAACUCCAGUCAAUCCAAAAUACAAAAAUUGCCCCCAUCAUACCAAUCUGUCCUCUUUACGUCUGUGUUAAAAGCCGAUCAGUAAAAUGACUGGUUCAUUCAGUGUGAAGCUGAAAUCGAAAAAAGGUCAAUUCAUUGUCAAAGAUUUGAACCAGAAUACGACGCUUGGGGAACUGAAGACGAGAAUAGCCCAGGCGACAGCCAUACAGGAACUGCAGCUGCACGUGCUGGUCGGCUAUCCACCCAAACCAUUGGACCUCUCCGAAAAUCGGGAAAAUCAGAACCUCAAGACUGUGGGCAUCAACAGCGGUGAGACCUUGAUUGUGGAAGAAAAGGCUGGUGCUGCUGGCCCCACUUCCACACCCAUUGCCAGUGGCAGUGGCAGUUCAACUAUGGAGGAUGACGAGGCGCUGGCGCGUCGUCUGCAGGCUGAGGAGGAUGCGGAACAUCUGCGUCAGGUAUCCAGCGGAGGCAGCAUAGAGACGGGCGCUUUAAAUAUCGUUCAAUCGUUGGAGCCAGUGAUUUCACCCGAAGAGUCUGGACCCAACGGCAACUUCAAUGGCAUUCUACUGAAAAAGGUGGUGCCGGCGGAUAACUCAUGCCUCUUCACAAGCAUUCGCUUCGUCCUUAACGGCAAGGUGGACAAUGAAGGCAGCGAAAUGAUGCGGCACAUCAUAGCCCAAGAGGUGUCUGCCGAUACCCAGCAGUACAAUGACGCCGUGCUGGGCAAGUCCAACUCCGAUUACUGCGCCUGGAUACAGAAGGCCGACUCGUGGGGCGGUGCUAUUGAGGUCUCCAUACUGUCCAACUACUACGGCAUCGAGAUCGAUGUGGUGGACAUACAGAACGCCAUCAUCAACCGCUUUGGCGAGGACAAGAACUUUGGACUCCGCGUCUUCCUCCUCUUCGAUGGCAUCCACUACGAUCCCCUGUACAUGGAGACCCAGCAGAACUCGGUUCCGGCCACCAUUUUUCCAGUGGAGGAGAUGGGCGUAUACCAACAGGCCGAACAGAUAGCCAACGAGGCUAAGUCCUCGCGCCAGUUCACCAACGUUGACAAAUUCACCUUGCGCUGCAUGGACUGCGAUGUGAUGCUGGUGGGCCAGGGCCAGGCCCAGGAGCACGCCAAGAAAACCGGGCACGAGAACUUCGAGGAGAUUUAAUACGUCCUGAUUUUCGGAACCAUUUAUAUUUUAGCGUUCAUUCUGUUUGCCUACUACCUACUCACUACCUAGUGAUGCCUACAUUUCUGGCGACGGUGCACAACCCCACCGCUUUUAGCUAAAUUAUACAUCAUGUUUUUAAAUUUUAAAUUAUUUGAUUUGCAAAAAUUAUAGUAUAUUAUAUUUCUUUAUCCCCUCUUGGAUCGCAAUAAAAAUUGACAUUUA
Molecule: messenger RNA, 1389 nt
Organism: Drosophila persimilis
Lineage: Eukaryota; Metazoa; Arthropoda; Insecta; Diptera; Drosophilidae
Gene: Yod1
Product: ubiquitin thioesterase OTU1
Exons: 1
Coding region: 88-1164 (358 amino acids)
Biological process (GO): endoplasmic reticulum unfolded protein response; protein deubiquitination
Cellular component (GO): nucleus; cytosol
Molecular function (GO): cysteine-type deubiquitinase activity
Source: RefSeq, a predicted model, not a curated record